Adineta ricciae is the source of this 1734-nucleotide messenger RNA. NCBI's taxonomy places the organism in Eukaryota, Metazoa, Rotifera, Eurotatoria, Adinetida, Adinetidae. The record is from the annotation of a GenBank genome assembly.
AUGAACAACAGACGUCCUGGUACUCGAUCUUCCUGUGAUUUACUUCUCGAUAGUACAAUGGUGAAACACCAAUCUGACCUUCAUCAUCACUAUCAUCAACAUCAGAGCGAUUCAUCACGAUCACCAUCGAUUUGUUCGUCCUCGCUUUCGCCGAAAACUUCGUCAUCGGCGGUGAUAAGUGCAAAUACGAAUACGUCAACGGUUGCUGCUGUGCCAGGCGAAGCAGGCUCGAACAAUCUAACUGAUAUCGAUCCACAACUAGCUCAACAUGUCGAAUAUGAACUCGGUCUAACGAAGAAAAACGGAAGUGGAACACGAAAAAAUGCAUGGGGGAAUCUAAGUUAUGCCGAACUAAUUAGUAAAGCAAUUACGACCAGCAGUGAGCAGCGUUUGACUCUGUCAGAAAUCUAUGAUUGGAUGAUCAAAUAUGUUCCAUUCUUUCGUAAUAAAGUCGAUAGAGCUAGCAGUGCUGGCUGGAAGCACUUCUUCUUCUCCUCUCGACAGAACUCCAUCCGUCAUAAUUUAUCGUUACAUAAUCGAUUCAAACGUAUACAAAGUGAAGGCACAGGGAAAUCAUCCUGGUGGAUAAUUAAUCCGGAUGAAAAAAAUUCGUCCUUAACUUUGUCUAAUGAUACAUUAUCAUCAUCCAAUGAAUCUAAACAACCGCGACGCCGUUUAGGUCGGACUCCUAAAGCAUCGUCAGCAGCUCCUAAACGGCUUCGUACGCCUCGUACAAUUCUAAAAUCUGCUCGUAUAUUAGCCACAGCCGAACGACAACUAGAAUCAACGCCACAACAGAUUCCACUUUCUGAUAUAUCAUCCGUACCUCUCUACGAUAAUCAUCAAUGGUCAGCACAACUAGACUCGGAUACGCCAGUUAAUCAUCUGUACGAUCAAGAUCUCUAUUCAACAUCCGUUCAUACACCUAUUACGAGCAGUAAUUCAACCGGUGGAAUUCAGUCGACAUAUCCAUUCGAUGAUAUACCAACCAAUUAUGUAUCUAAUACAUCUUCGAAUCCUAAUCAUACCAGUGCUUACUCGUACCAGCCACAUCAUUAUCAUCAUCAUCAUCAUCAUCCGCAUCAUCACCAUCAGUCACAUACGCUCUACCAGCAUCAUCAUGAUUCAACUUAUGAUCCGAAUCCAUCGCAUGACUACUAUCAUCAACAACCGGUGCUGAACGAUCAUCAUCUUCUUUCAAUGGAUUCCUAUCAUACUCACAAUGGGCUAACAUAUCCACUGCAACAACAGAGCCAACCAUUAGACUCAGCUGAUGAUCAACAUUCGUUCUUACGCGUUCAUUCGACAUCAUCGCAUUCAUCUUCUUCGUCACUUUCACCACCUAUUCUAACGACAAAUAAUAAUAAUUUGGCAUCUUCGUCGUCAUCCGCUUCAUCAUCAUCAAGUUAUUCAUAUCCGCAUAAAACUUCAACCUCAUUAACCGGUGGUUAUUUAUAUCCAACUUCGAAUGGAACUUUAACACUUUAUAGUCAUCAUCAUCAUCAUCAUCAUUCAGAUAAUGAAAUCUUACUUCAAUUAAACGACAUUGAUCGGGACAAUGAUGAUGAUGACGCCGACGACAAUGAUCUAUCUAAUCUUGUUCAUCAUCAUCAUGGAAUGUUCGAUGAGCCUCAUCAACUAUGUGCACAUAAUGACUCGACAUCAUCAUCAUCAUCCAUAUUGCGUACGGUAUUGAAAAGACCUAUCGUUGACAUGCAUAAUCAACAGGUGUAA